Molecule: messenger RNA, 981 nt
Organism: Entamoeba invadens IP1
Lineage: Eukaryota; Evosea; Mastigamoebida; Endamoebidae
Exons: 2
Coding region: 1-981 (326 amino acids)
Source: RefSeq, a predicted model, not a curated record
AUGUGUAUGCCAAAUUAUUGUUUAUAUAAAAGUAAUGAUGUCAUAUCUUGUGUAUCUUGUAGUGGUACUCGUAUUUGUAACGAUGGGCAAUACAUCACAACGACUUCUGAAGUUUCUUGCCAAACACCAACUUGUACUACUUGUGUAAGUAGUCAAUGUUCACAAUGUGAAGAUGGGUUUUAUAACUACCAAAAUUCGGUGAAUUGCGGUUUGAGUUGUUAUUUGUGUGAUUCGACUUGUGUUGGUGGAUGUAACAGCUCAACUGGUGUUUGCGUUGGGUGCAAUACGGGUUACGUAAGACAACCAAGUGGGCCGGGGUGUAUUCAGUGUAGCAAAUUUGCUGCCAAUUGCGAAUAUUGUUCGUAUGAUUUUACUCCACAAUGUAUAUUAUGUUCACGAGGAUUCUACCCAACUACAAGUGGCACAUGCGACUCUUGUGCAAACAUCCAUUGUAUAACCGAAUUUUGUUCUCAAGCCAUAAAGCACUGCACUCAAUGUAUUAAUGGGUACUACCCUAACAGUGAAGGUGAAUGUAAUAAAUGUGACACGCUACCAAAUUGUUCCGAAUGUGACCAAACAAAAGCUGAAUGCACAAAAUGUAAGAGUGGAUUUGGAUUCUUUAAUGGGAGUUGUGUUCAAUGUAAUUUAAACAAGGGCGCUAUAUUUGUAAAUGAAACUUCCGAAUGUAAAAUGUGUUACUCGUCCUUUGAUAACUGCAAAUUAUGUCAAAAACCAUACACGAAUGUGGAGUGUGUAGAGUGCUAUCCUCCGUAUUUUUGGGAUUCGAUUGGUAAGACUUGUAAGUUAUGUAUUGAUGGGAAUUACUAUGAUAAAACUACUAAAAACUGUGUAUCAAAUAACAACAUUUGUACAAUACAAAAUAAAGAAGACGAAUUUCAUGUGAAUGUCAAGAUACACUUGCGAUCAACUCCAAUUGUUAUGUUUCUUCUAAUGAGUCAAUUUGUAAGUACGUCUUAUUAA